Messenger RNA from Moneuplotes crassus, 1278 nucleotides. Lineage: Eukaryota; Ciliophora; Spirotrichea; Euplotida; Euplotidae. The record is from the annotation of a GenBank genome assembly.
UAUGCUCUAAAAAAUAGACUGAAUCUAAAACAAAUGAUAAAGAAGAUCAGCAUCUUUGUGAGCCAGAAACACUCCAGACAGUUCCUGAUAAGGAGGAAGAACCCAAGAUGAUAGAUGAACAGAAAUAUCUAAAGACUUGGAAGCAUGAAGGGACUAUUCUUUUUGCUGAUUUCGGAGCUAAAGUUAGUGAUAAAGUUGCAGGGUUUGAUAUGGACUCCACUCUUAUUACUACAAAGUCUGGUUUAAUGCUUGCAAAAGACUCAAGUGAUUGGGUCUGGUGGGAUGAGAAUGUGCCAAAGAAACUAUCAGAAAUCCAUGAGAAUGGAUUUAAGAUUGUAAUUUUUAGUAACAAAGCAGGAGUUGAAAUGGGUAGAAUCGAUCCCAUUGACCUUCAACAAAAGUUUACUCAAAUUUAUGAAAGUCUAAAGGUCCCAUUCCAAAUUAUUUGAGCUACUUCUAAGGAUGCUAACCACAAGCCAAGCAUUGGAAUGUGGAAAUACUUUGUGAGUAAUUGCAAUGAUGGCAUCGAGCCUGAUAAAUCCCAAUCAUUCUAUUGUGGAGACUCUGCUGGAAGGCCAAAGAGAAAAGAUAAAAAUAAAGAUUUCAGUUAUUGUGACAGACAGUUUGCAAUGAAUCUUGGAGUUCAAUUCUAUACUCCAGAGAUGUACUUUCAAGAAUUGGAGGAGAUACUUCCUCCUCUUGAAUUUGAUACCAACACUUUAAAAUCUUUGGAAGGACAAUCACCUACUGAAGAGGAAGAAAAAUACACUAGUGAAGCACAGGAAGUUGUUGUUUUUGUUGGAGCUCCUGGGUCUGGGAAAUCAACUUUUUGGAAAAAUUACUUAAAAGAUUAUGUUCGAGUCAAUAAUGAAAUUCUCAAGACAAAACAAAAGUGUAUUGAGGCAGCCAGGAAAAUUUUAAAGGAAGGUAAAAGCUGUGUCAUUGAUAAUACAAACCCGAAGAUUGAAGCAAGAUCAGAUUAUAUUUCGAUUGCUGAAGAAUUUAAAGUUCCUUGUAGAGCAUUCUAUUUUAACACAGAUAAAAACAUUUGCAUGCAUAACAAUGAGCAAAGAAGUAUAAAUCCAAACAGAAAUCAUCUAUCAAAAAAGACUCCACGUUUGAUCAUCAAUGUCUUCUUUAAAAAUUGUGUGGUUCCAACUCAAAGUGAAGGAUUCACAGAGGUCAAAGUCAUCAAUUUUAUUCCAGGACCAUUUGAAAGUGAUGAUGAUAAAGAGACUUAUUACACUUAUUAGAUUUUAUCAGGAAAUCACAUUGUCA